GAAACUUUAUUGAAUGAACGAUAUUCAGUGGCAUGUUCGUUGGCUGUCAUCAUCACAUCCAGCUGAUGCUUUGCUUUAAAUGACAAACCUUAACAACUUCACAGUAGUUAAAGUAGUUCUAACGACGGCAACGUUCCUCAGGAUCUGACAAGUGUUGAACAUUUGUCCAGCAUUCAUGUCCUCUCAGAUCUGAGCUCUGCGCAUGCGCAUCCCUUCACUGAAAGUCCACUGAGCCAAGGCAUCUCAUCCCAUGCUGAAAUGCUUCUGCGGACAUUGUGGUGCAGAGUGGGGGCGCGGAAGUCCAUAAAUAGUACAUAUCCUCUCCCAAGCCUCUCUGGCUUCACCAAGCAGCCCACCGCCGCUGAACCUACCCAAACAAGCAGCGUCCCGUCAAACAGACCAGCGUCUCCCUCCAGGCCCCGCUGCCUGGACGCUGGUCCAUGGGAUCUAAUACAAUACCAUUCCUCCCACCAGUUGAAAGGACUCAGCAGCGUCUUGUUAGGCGGACAUGGGAUGUACAAGGAAAACGUUUCACAAAUGCGACAUUAUUCCACAACCCUUGGGAAGGCGGUACUGAAAGUGGCAGUCGUACCGGGGAAAAGGAUUCCAAAGGGGCCCAGAACGAAGCAGCCUUCACGGACCAAUCAGCCCUUAAAGGUGGAGAACCAGAUGAUGCAGUGCAUUGCCUUUGCGACGGCCGACCAGUACCACUUGCCAACCCUGAGCCACGACCUCAUAAGCCACGGCUUCAGCGAGGUGGAUUUACCCAGAGAUGCCUCGAAUGCGCUCGUGAUUUGCACCGAAUUAGCGGCCAAGCCGGACGACGUCGCUCUGAUGUUCUUCUUCAGGGAGGGCUCCGUGGUGUUCUGGAACGUCGAGGAGAAGACGAUGAAGAAGGCGAUGAGGCUCCUGGAGCGGCAUGAGAUCCAGCCCUAUGAGGUGGCCCUGGUCCACUGGGAAAACGAGGAGAUCAACUAUUCCAUCGGAGAGGGAAAUUCCAAGCUACAGCGUGGGAACUUUAUGCUGAACAACGAGAUGGAACAGGACGAAGCUGUUUUGGAGAAGUUUGCCUUCUCCAAUGCCCUGUCUCUGUCAGUCAAGCUAGCAAUAUGGGAGGUGGCCUUGGACAACUUUGUAGAGUCAAUUCAGCCAAUCCCAGAGAUGCUGAAGUCAGGCAACAAAGUGAAGCUGUCCAGAGCAGACGUUAUGCAGAAGAUUGGGGAGCUGUUUGCUUUACGACACUGCAUCAACCUGAGCUCAGAUCUGCUCAUGACACCGGACUUCUACUGGGACCGAGAGAACCUGGAGCAGCUCUACGACAAGACCUGCAUGUUCCUCAGCAUCAACCGCAGGGUCAAGGUGGUGAACGAGAAGCUGCAGCACUGCACAGAGCUGACCGACCUGAUGAGGAACCACCUGAGUGAGAAGCACAGCCUCAGGCUGGAGUGGAUGAUAGUCAUUCUCAUCACUAUAGAGGUCAUGUUUGAGCUGGCGAGAGUCCUCUUUUAAACGGUUCAACUAAGGUCGCAACCAACGUUUGGUGAAAUGGCAUUUACAAAAGAAGACUUCUGAAUGAGAGAGAGCCACAGAGAGCCCGGAUCUCUAUGGAAACGAAUGAGUUAUAACCCUUCAAUGAAUGUGAAUGAGCCCCUUGCUGUUGUAUAAUAAAUUAUCUUUCCUUCUCAGGCAAUAAAUCCUAUUUAAACUCAAGCGUUUUGUUUUUGUUCUUUUCGGAUGUAACUUUUC
Gadus chalcogrammus (walleye pollock) is the source of this 1746-nucleotide messenger RNA. RefSeq names its product required for meiotic nuclear division 1 homolog (gene rmnd1). Gene Ontology annotation, biological process: positive regulation of mitochondrial translation. The record is from RefSeq and is a predicted model, not a curated record. The coding region runs from base 259 to 1509 and encodes 416 amino acids. Lineage: Eukaryota; Metazoa; Chordata; Actinopteri; Gadiformes; Gadidae. The transcript has 13 exons.